This is a messenger RNA of Exophiala xenobiotica, 756 nucleotides long. RefSeq lists its product as uncharacterized. Gene Ontology annotation, biological process: secondary metabolite biosynthetic process. The record is from RefSeq and is a predicted model, not a curated record. The transcript has a single exon. The coding region runs from base 1 to 756 and encodes 251 amino acids. Gene Ontology annotation, cellular component: cytoplasm; nucleus. NCBI's taxonomy places the organism in Eukaryota, Fungi, Ascomycota, Eurotiomycetes, Chaetothyriales, Herpotrichiellaceae.
AUGGCUUCGCCAGAUCCGACACUGAACUUGCCUCGUAUUCUGUGCCUACAUGGAGGCGGUGUGAAUGCGGCAAUAUUCAAAGCCCAAUUCAGGGCUUUCCUGAACCACGACAAACUCAAAAAUCGAUUUAGAUUCGUGUUCGUUGACGCUCCCUUCUUUUGCGACGAGGGUGUGGGCGUGUACCCGGUUUACUCGGACUGGGGUCCUUUCCGCAGAUGGUUUCGGUGGCUCGAUUCUCAUCCAGAAAUCGACCCAGCUGCUUGUUCUUACGAGCUUGAGUAUACCAUCGAACGAUGCAUGGAGAGUGAUGAAGGGACGGGAGAAUGGGUUGGAGUAUUGGGCUUCAGUCAAGGAGCCAAAUUGGCGGCAAGCUUGCUGUACGAACAACAGAUCAAAGGCAAACCCGGCCCCUGGAGGUUCGCGGUUAUCCUGGCCGGACGAGCUCCAAUGGUCAGCCUCAGCGAAGAGGCCGAAGAGUUUCCGUGGAUGCAGUCGGCUGGAGAUCUGGCUGAUGCAGCAGACCUAGACAGCAUUUUUGAACGGCCAGACAUGAAGCUCAAAGUUCCAACUCUACAUGUCCAUGGGCUGAAAGACGAGGGUCUGCAUCUGCACAAAAGAUUGGUUGAAGAUUACUGUGCGCCAGGGACAGCUACCCUGGUUGAAUGGGAUGGACCUCAUCGCAUUCCAAUCAAGAAAAGUGACGUCGACCGGGUUGUUGAUGCUUGGGUAGAGCUGGCCGACGAAUACGGUGUUUGA